Cuscuta epithymum is the source of this 1480-nucleotide messenger RNA. NCBI's taxonomy places the organism in Eukaryota, Viridiplantae, Streptophyta, Magnoliopsida, Solanales, Convolvulaceae. The record is from the annotation of a GenBank genome assembly.
UUCGGGUAAUGGGUAAUGGGCCGAACUAAAAAAAAUACAGACUAAAUUCUAGAAGCGUCUCGCGUUUUCCAAAACAACCCCUCAAUUAGAACUUCCUAGGGUUUAUUCCCCCCAACCAAAAACUAUCUCAGGAACAAAACUAACCAGUCUCUGGCGAUUCAUUUCUCAAUUUCUCCAUAAAAUUAUUCUAAGGUAUUGUCGCCGUCCUCCGUUUCUUUCUGUUAUUGAACGCAAAAAGCGUUGAACUUUUCGUGUUUUUUAAAGUUUGAAUUCCUGUCCAAUAGGAAUGGCGUCAAUUCAGCUAACCGCGUCAAGUAUUUCCGCCAAGGGGUUUGUUUCGUUGGAUGGGCUUCGGAACACCGGAAAGUUCGCAUCUUUUGCGCCGUCCAGGUCGAGCUCAAGCAACUCAUUCCGGUCUCUCGUGGUCAGGGCCGCCACCGCCGUUGCUCCUAAGUAUACUACACUCAAGCCUCUGGCUGAUAGAGUGCUGGUGAAGAUAAAGACAGCAGAGGAGAAGACAGUUGGGGGCAUACUUCUUCCAACUUCAGCACAAUCAAAACCUCAAGGUGGUGAGGUUGUUGCUGUUGGAGAGGGCCGGACAAUUGGAAAGACCAAAGUUGACAUAAGCUUGAAGACUGGAACUAAGGUUGUGUACUCGAAAUACGCUGGAACAGAGGUGGAGUUUGAUGGAGCAAGUCAUCUCAUUUUGAAGGAGGAUGACAUUGUUGGUAUUCUUGAUACAGAGGAUGUCAGUGACAUGAAACCUCUCAAUGACAGGGUUCUUAUAAAGGUUGCUGAGGCGGAGCAAAAAACUGCCGGGGGCUUGCUGCUUACUGAGGCUAGCAAAGAGAAGCCUUCUAUCGGCACAGUUGUGGCUGUUGGACCGGGAGCUCUUGAUGAAGAAGGAAAAAGGAAAAGCUUGUCAGUCAACCCUGGAAACACCGUUCUCUACUCCAAGUAUGCUGGCAAUGAGUUUAAAGGCACUGAUGGAUCUGAUUACAUUGCAUUGAGGGCUUCUGAUGUAAUGGCUGUCCUCUCAUAGUUGAAUCACUAUUCAUUUUUUAUUUUCAAGGAAUUUCUGAUCUUUUUGGUCUAGAAAACUUGAGUUCACGCUUGAGAUCAAAAUAUUAGCCAUGUUUCUGUGAAGCACUCGAAGUGUAAUCUAUGUAAUGAUCUUUAGCAACUUUCUUCUUUAUCAGAGUUUCCUUGUUUUUUUUUUUGUUUUAUCGAAGCUAUGGCAUAAGCUUCAAGUCUUUACUCUCUUGUUAGUUGUUACUUGGUCUGUCGAGAUUGCCACCUUAGGAUUAGCGAAUCAGGUAUUCAGGUGUGGUAGACAAAAAUCUGGUCAAACUCUUGUCUUGGAUAGGCGGUCGUGAUACAGGAAAACUUGGACUUUGGAACUUUUACUGGCUUCAUGAGUGGGUGGUCUUCGUUCAAUUUCGUAGUUCUGUUAUAUAUAUUUUUGUCCUUUAAUGGCGUG